Liolophura sinensis is the source of this 1010-nucleotide messenger RNA. RefSeq lists its product as uncharacterized. Bases 78 to 473 code for a protein of 131 amino acids. The record is from RefSeq and is a predicted model, not a curated record. Gene Ontology annotation, molecular function: actin monomer binding. The transcript has 4 exons. Gene Ontology annotation, cellular component: cell cortex. Lineage: Eukaryota; Metazoa; Mollusca; Polyplacophora; Chitonida; Chitonidae.
ACGAGGUCGUGCAGCGGUGGGGCGAGGUACUGAGAUAUCACUCCGCACUUGCGAACCGCUCAAAAAGAACAGCAAUCAUGUCUUGGGAUGCUUGGUGCGAUCAAGCCAUUACAUUUAAAGGAAAGACAGUCGGGGUCGGAGCUGGAAUCUUUUGCAGACAAAGUGGCGCGCCAUGGGGAGUGAAACCAGCGACAUUUCAAAUUCCUCAAGAUGUUGUGAUGAGUAUAAUACAGCAUAUAGAAGGAACUAGGAGGGACGGUGUUGUAAUAAAUGGUAACAAAUACAUGUUUCUGCGAUCCAUCGAGACGGACGGAAACAAAUAUGCAAUGUUCAAAUGUAAACAGGAUGGCCUAACAUGUGCUCUAGCCAACAAAUGUGUCAUCAUUGGCAAGUAUGUGGAAGGUAUGCAAGGUGGUCAACAUACGGAGGCUGUCUACAAUAUGUUGACAAUGUUAAAGUCCAUGAAUUAUUAACCAGUAUGUAAAGGGGGAUAAAGUUAUUUUUAGUUCUGCCAUAUAAUUUGGCCUCAACAAAGUUGCUACUCCGAUCAACUGUACACAGCAGAGGUUGGCUUUCUACAGGAUGUGAUGUUGAGAACCACAUGACAACAUGACACUACGAAUUAACCCGUGCUACUUGAACGUUUUCAAGCUCCAGUGCUCUCGAGGAAUCUGAUGAUACCUUUACAUCUACUGAGGAUAGGUGUCCAAAGACCGCACUGCUCAUUGAGGACAUUUAUGGGUAGUACGACCAAUAUUUCCUGCAGUGGGAGGUGCCUACUCUUGGAUGCUUACCCAGAGUUCAUGUGCUGCUCAACAACACAUUUUAAUUGUUGCCAAAGUUUUGAAGAAAAAGAAAAGAAAACCUUCUAAUACUGCUCGUCUGUGCAGCAUCAGUAAAGGAUGAAGAUACUUCAAAUGGUGGAAUUACACACUAUUGAAUCUUUCACCUUUGGGAUACUUGACCUGUAUGUGUGAUGUUGACUUGUAGCUGGGUGGGGGUAUUGGCUU